AUGCGGGUAGGGGUAUUGUGGGAACAUGAAGCAAAAAUUUCUCGGCCUGUCCUAGCCGGUUUGGAAGCCUUCCUGGAGGAGGAGCAUGUGAAACCAGAACUGGAGGGACAAAUGGUGCAUUUUCGCAAAGCUUUUCUAAAGCGGUUCACAAACUACUUAAAUUUAAGUCUUCAAAGUACAGGCCAUGAGCUGUAUCAGACACCAGGUAGAGCAAUGGACUCUUUCAGCGUUGCUACUGCUCAGUUCUGCUUUGAUGUCUUUAAAGAAAUGAGCUCUGAUCAUACUACAGAGAAUCUGGUCUUUUCUCCUUUGGGUCUCUUGUCCACCCUGGCCAUGGUGCUUUUGGGGGCUAGAGGCAAUAGUGCCUCUGAGAUGAAGAAGUGUGGACCAGGCACAGGAGUUCAUGCGUACAUACAGGCCAUCCUCUCUGAAAUCAGCACGUCCAGCAGGGGUCAAGUUUACAUGGCCAGCGGCAUAUUUGCAGACACAACUCAUCCAUUUCUCCAGAAAUAUUUAAACUGUCUUGAACAAUUAUACAAAGUAAAACCUGAAAAUUUGGAUUUCAAAAAUAGUAUAGAUGAAGCCAGACUGCACACUAACUCAUGGGUCCAAAACAAGACCAACGGGUUCACUGGUGGAUUCCAAUCCCAAGAGAAGUGUAGCCCCUGGGUUACCAGUGCAACUCCCUCCGGACUUAAAAGCCAGGCCUUGACGGUCAUUGUUUUCUCCUCGCAGUCUGGGAGCAAAGUGGUACAGAUGAGACGGCUGCAGGGUGUCUUCAAACUGGGCUCCAUAGAGGAGCCAGGCGUUCAGGUCCUUGAGGUGCCUGACGUGGAGGGUCACCUGACCCUGGUCAUCAUCCUACCCGGAGAGAACGUGGGCCUGGGCCAGGUCAUCAGAGAAGUCACUUUUGAGAAGCUGAAAACCUGGGUCAGCUUGGCCAACAUGGCAGACACCGCAGUGGACCUGCGCCUGCCCCAGCUCAGGCUGGAAGGGUCCCAGGAGGACCUCACCUCCAUCAUGGGGGCCUUGGGAAUGACUGAUGUCUUGGACCCCUCGCUGGCUAACUUGUCCGGCAUUACUGCAGGAGGAGGCCUGGUGGUCUCCAAGAUAUUCCACAGGCCCAUUCUACAGGUCACAGAAGGUGACUCCGGGUCAUUCCUCAGUGACCCAACAGGCCCAGUGGACAAUCCUGAGAUCGUCCAGGUGGACCGGCCUUUCCUCAUGGCCAUCUUAUGGAAGAAAACAUACACCAUUCUUUUCUACGCUGCAGUAACCAACCCUUGA
Messenger RNA from Elephantulus edwardii (Cape elephant shrew), 1287 nucleotides. Its product is annotated as ovalbumin-like. Gene Ontology annotation, biological process: negative regulation of endopeptidase activity. Gene Ontology annotation, molecular function: serine-type endopeptidase inhibitor activity. The transcript has 7 exons. NCBI's taxonomy places the organism in Eukaryota, Metazoa, Chordata, Mammalia, Macroscelidea, Macroscelididae. The record is from RefSeq and is a predicted model, not a curated record. The coding region runs from base 1 to 1287 and encodes 428 amino acids.